AUGGCCUACAGAAGACCCUCGGCUACAGAGCAAAAUGCCUCCAUCAGAGAACGUUCCCUGUCUGUGGCCCACCAAGUCGCGGAACAGCAGGGCUGGCUUGAAAGAAAGCUGAAGCCUAAGAAAAUCACCGCCAGGUACCCCUUCAAGGGGGCGCCGUUGCUCUAUGCCACGUGUGGCUUCGGCAGCUUGGGCGACGCCCUUUUUGGGUAUAACUCCGGUAUCAUGUCCGGCUUGCUGGUUAAUCCAGUAUUUGUAUCCCGCUUUUUUGUGGACUAUGGGGGAGCGGACGGCAGAGCAUCGUCCGUCAAUCCGUCCAUCACUGGGAUAUCUGUCGCGUGCUUGCAGGCAUCCGCAGCUGUGGGAGCGCUCGUGGCGGGAAGACUCGGCGACAUGAUUGGGCGAAAGAGGUGUGUCCGUCUCGGCGGGUUCAUCUACUUCUUCAGUGCUUUCAUCCAGAUAUUCGCUCCCGAUUUCGCAACCUUCGUUACCGGUCGCACCAUCCAAGGUUUCGGUGUCGGUUUCCUCUCUAUGACAGUCCCCAUCAUCCAAACUGAAAUUGCCAAGCCCCACAGAAGAGGAUUGAUGGUCGGCAUUGAGUACACCUGUCUGAUUGGUGGUUAUAUGCUGUCAUGCUGGGUGGAUUAUGGCUUCAACUUUUUGCUUCCCGACAAGAUGUCCUGGCAGGGGCCAUUUAUCGUCCAGAUCAUCCUUUCCUUCAUCUUAUUGGCCAUGUCCUUCUUCCUCCCGGAGACCCCUCGAUGGCUAGCAAAGAACGGGUUUAUGGACGAAAGUCUUCAAACAGUUGCAGACCUGCACUCCAAGGGCGAUGUCAAUGCGGAGCAUGUUCAGCAGGUCUUCCUAGAGAUCCAACAGGCAGUCAUCUACGAAACAACUCUAGGAAAGUCUGGUUGGGGGGAAAUGUUUACCCGAUAUCGCAAGCGUACUAUUGUCGGCAUUACUGUGCAGAUGUUCGCUCAGCUCAACGGAAUCAAUAUCAUCUCCUUCUACCUUCCAACCACACUAUCCGCAGCUGGAUUUGACGAUCGUAAAUCACUUCUCUAUACUGGCGCAAACGCCAUUCCUUAUACCGCCGCGACUGUCGUCACAUGGUAUUUAGCCGACGCCUGGGGUAGGAAGCCUUUGCUGAUCCUUGGAGGCAUUGCAAUGGCCGUGUUACUGAGCAUCGUCUGCGCCUUUAUCGAAGCCGACUUGUCAAUCACCACCAGAGCCAAUGGCCAAUACGCCUUUGUGAUGCUGUAUAACAUCGUCUACGGCUUCACCUGGGGUCCUAUGCCAUGGCUUCUACCGGCCGAGAUUUUUCCCCUCCGCGGCCGCAGCAAGGGCAUGGCACUCGCCACCACCAGUAACUGGAUCUUCAACUUCAUCAUCGGUAUGGUCGCCCCGGACGCUUUUGCCGGAAUCAACGGCUAUUUCUACCUCAUCAUCGCCGGCUUCUGCCUCUUCUCCGCCGGGCUGGCACACUUCUACUACGUCGAAACGGCCAAUUGUACCCUCGAGGAGAUCGCGACCGCAUUUGGCGAUCGCGCCUUUGCGGACAGUGAAGAGAAUAUCAUGGGAGUUGUCAAUCCGGAGGAUGAGAAGAGGAAGAGCGCCGUUCAGUGA
This is a messenger RNA of Endocarpon pusillum Z07020, 1623 nucleotides long. RefSeq lists its product as uncharacterized. Gene Ontology annotation, biological process: carbohydrate transport; transmembrane transport. Gene Ontology annotation, molecular function: carbohydrate:proton symporter activity. The record is from RefSeq and is a predicted model, not a curated record. NCBI's taxonomy places the organism in Eukaryota, Fungi, Ascomycota, Eurotiomycetes, Verrucariales, Verrucariaceae. The transcript has 4 exons. Gene Ontology annotation, cellular component: membrane. The coding region runs from base 1 to 1623 and encodes 540 amino acids.